This is a messenger RNA of Giardia duodenalis, 744 nucleotides long. RefSeq names its product Cyst wall protein 3. The coding region runs from base 1 to 744 and encodes 247 amino acids. Lineage: Eukaryota; Fornicata; Diplomonadida; Hexamitidae. The record is from RefSeq and is a predicted model, not a curated record. Gene Ontology annotation, molecular function: protein binding. The transcript has a single exon.
AUGUUUUCUCUGCUUCUUCUCCUUGAGGUUGGAUAUGGUUUAGUAGACAUGCAAUAUGAUGCACUCGUUCAGUUUUAUGACAGCACAGACGGGGCAAAUUGGAUGCCAAACAAUUGGCUACAGUCGGAUGUUUACUGCGACUGGAUCGGAGUCAGCUGUGACGACAAUGAUAAUGUGGUGUCACUAAAUGUGCAGCACAUGGGGCUCAAUGGUCAACUUUCUGACCUAACAAACCUCACAUACCUAUCCAGCUUAUAUCUAUCUGGCAAUAAUCUCAAAGACUCCGACCUUUGUCUGCUCGGGGGUCUUUCUUACCUGCGAGUUCUGGACAUGACAGAUACUAGUCUUGAUGGAAACAUCCCAGAAUGCAUAUGUGCACUGUCUAAACUCCAUAGCCUACACUUGGACAAUAAUUCGCUCAUAGGGGAUGUUCCCCCGUGUUUGGGAGACUCCCAGCAACUUGGCCUUAAGCUUUUUACAGCACGAUGCAACAGACUGCAAUACAGCUUUAGCCACUUGGAUCUCGCGGUGGUAGAUUAUGUUGAUUUGCAGUGUAAUCCUACUAUCAAUUGUGGAGGAGAAGACUAUGUUGUUAACCAUACAGGGUACUAUGCGUGCGGACUAAAUCACUGCAGCACCUGCGUCAAAAAGACCACAUGCGCUGCAUUUCUAGAUGUAGGUGGAUGUCGCUACUAUCUACGCAACUCUACUGCCUCCAAGAUACAGCCGCCCUACUACAGAUAA